This is a messenger RNA of Platichthys flesus (European flounder), 3749 nucleotides long. Its product is annotated as neurotrypsin. Gene Ontology annotation, molecular function: serine-type endopeptidase activity. The record is from RefSeq and is a predicted model, not a curated record. The coding region runs from base 162 to 2657 and encodes 831 amino acids. The transcript has 14 exons. Lineage: Eukaryota; Metazoa; Chordata; Actinopteri; Pleuronectiformes; Pleuronectidae. Gene Ontology annotation, cellular component: membrane. Gene Ontology annotation, biological process: proteolysis.
UGGGUGUCUGGAGCUGAAUUUAGACUGGAUCUCCGCCGCUGUCUGCGUGUUUUCACUUUGAUAUAGCCCACACCGGAGAGCUUGUCAGAGACGAGCAGAGGGCGGGGAGAGGAGCUGAAGGUGUGUGUGGAAGGUGUGGAGGAGAUGUUUCCUUCUGCAGGAUGAACCGGAGGAAAGUCAUGCCCGGGGUUGUCCCCUGCUGUCUGUUCAUGCUCCUGUCUGUGUCUGUCGAGGUCUCUGAUGGGGGAUUCUUGAAUGUUAUCCAGCGUGCAGCACCACUCUCCUGUUCACAAGGCUUCGAAGAACUGGGAUACUACAAUGGUUCAGUUUCCCACACGGACACAGGCUAUCCCUGCCUCAAGUGGACAGGUUUCCCAGACUACAUGCACCAGUACCCGAACCGAGGCCUUGGAGACCACAACUUGUGCCGAAACCCAGAUCAAGAGGCCAACGCCUGGUGUUUCUUCAGACAGAGCUCUGGUGCCAUCGGCUGGGCUUACUGUGACUGCCAUCAGGGUGCAGCCAGAUUGGUGGGUGGAUCAUCAAGCAACAAUGGGCGCCUGGAGGUCUAUAUGAAAGGCCAGUGGGGGGCAGUAUGUGACACACAUUGGACCAACCUUGACGCCAGUGUCAUAUGCAGACAGCUGGGACUGGGGGAGAUUGGUACAGCCCUGCAUGACUCCUACUUUGGUCCAGGAUCAGUCUUCCAUUAUGAGCGUCUUGGUUGCCGUGGUAAUGAGAAUUCCCUACUGGAGUGCCGGAGCAGGAAGUUUGUCACAAGCGACUGCACACAUGGUUCUGGGGCAGGGGUGGUGUGUGCUAAACCUGAGGGAACUGGCUUCCCUUUGCGGCUGGUUGGAGACCUGGAGGACUUUGAGGGCCGUGUCGAGGUGUACCAUUAUGGCAUUUGGGGAACUAUUUGCGAUCACCUAUGGGAUGACACUGAUGCUGAGGUGGUGUGCAGACAGUUGAACCUGGGGGGUGUGGCCAAAGCACGGACAUGGCCCCACUUUGACCAGAGGUUUGAGCCCAUCUUGCUUAAUGAGGUCCAGUGUACAGGUAAUGAACUUGCUCUGGAGGAGUGUCCUUAUAACUGGGAGCAACAAAACUGUGACCACAUGGAAGUUGCAGGGGUUACCUGCAACCCAUACACAGAGGGUGCAGUCCGACUGGUGGGAGGAGACAAACACUGGAAGGGUCGUGUGGAGAUUUACCACCAGGGAGAAUGGGGCUCUGUAUGUGAUGACUACUGGAGCGAGCUCAACGCCCAGGUAGUGUGUAGACAGCUGGGCUUCAGGGGCCUAGGGGAAGUGGCCCCUGAUGAGGUGUAUGAAGAAGGUCGCGGGCGGAUCCUGCUGGACGACGUGCGGUGUCAGGGAUCAGAGGCCACUUUACUGGCAUGUACCCACUCUGAGUGGGGCCAGCAUGACUGCUCCCACAGUGAAGAUGUAGGAGUCAGCUGUGAAAGAGGGGGUGGUGCCAAUGAGAUACCUGGCCCAUUGCCUUCUGGUGGUCCACUGGUGCGUUUGGUUGAUGGAGAGAGCAGGAAGGAGGGUCGAGUGGAGGUCUUUAUUAAUAACCAGUGGGGAAGCGUGUGUGAUGAUGGCUGGAAUGAUGUCAGUGCAGCUGUUGUUUGCAGACAGCUGGGAUACUCGGGCAAAGCUAAGGCCCGAUCCAUGGCUUACUUUGGUGAGGGUCAAGGUCCUAUCCAUCUGGAUAAUGUUCGAUGCUCUGGCACUGAGGCUUCCUUAGAGCAGUGUACAGCUGUGGGUCAAGAUAGCCAUGACUGUCGCCACAGUGAAGAUGCAGGCGUCAUUUGUGACUACACCCUGGAUCCCCUGGGUGAUGGUGCUUUGACAAUACAGACCUGUGGCCUAAGACUCAAUAAUCAGCAUCGUCGACGCAGAAUCAUAGGAGGAGAUAAGGCACUGAGGGGUGAAUGGCCAUGGCAGGCGUCUCUGUGGCUCAGGUCUCAGUCUAAAGGUAACCACCCCCUGUGUGGAGCAUCACUCAUCAAUGCCUGCUGGGUGGUGACUGCUGCCCACUGCUUCAAGAGAUUUGGAAUAGAUCCAACCCGCUACGUGUUACGCCUGGGUGACUACCACACUGAGGAACAGGAUGACUUUGAACGUAGCUUGUCCCCUGAACGCAUUGUCAUCCACAGAAAGUACCACAGUCAGGACUGGGAGUAUGACAUUGCCUUGCUGAGGCUCAAAGGCACAGAGGGCAACUGUGUGGCAUUCAACCCUCACACUAGUGCGGUGUGUCUGCCAGAGCCAGGUAACAAGUGGGAGAAGAGGCCUGCUGCCUGUGUGAUCACAGGGUGGGGCAUCACAGACUCAGAGUACUCCCGGACCCUGCUGCAGGCCUGGGUAACUCUGCUUCCAGCUUGGAAGUGUAAGAAGCGGUAUGGUGAUCGCUUUACUGGCCGAAUGCUGUGUGCUGGGAGCCUGUCAGAGCGCCAUCGUGUGGACAGUUGCCAGGGUGACAGUGGGGGUCCUCUGGUUUGCCAGGGGGAGGGAGGCCGUUGGGUUCUAACAGGUGUCAUCUCCUGGGGUCAAGGCUGUGGUAAUCCCUCCUUCCCUGGGGUGUACACUCGUGUUAGUAGAUUCCUGAGAUGGAUUGACAAAGUCAUCAACAAACCCUUCAAGAAUUAAUGAUGGAGAAUUACACUUGGUUAUCCAUUGUAAUCGAGUGGCUUCAGGGAUUGUAGCAGAUGAUCUGUAUUGGUAAGGAUGUAGCCUGCUGAUACAGAUCUGAACUUCUAUGCUAAGAAACAUUACUUCAAAAAGCAUGUAACUAACAAUGUAUAGUACUCACAGUGUGACUUGGUGCCUAAUUAAUAUACAGUAAACCAGUGAUCUGCCUACAGCAAGUGGUAAAAGGUUGUUAUAGAUAUGACAAUUUCAAGAAACUUCUAUAUGCUCCUCUUCAUUGUUCAAUACUCACUUAACAGUGCUGUGCUAAACAAUAUAGUCAUACUGCUUCACUUUGCUCUCAACAGCAGUUCCUAUUGUUAAGGCAAGUGGAAAUGUGUAUUUUCUAACCCUAAGACAUAUUAUCAUAUAGAUAUGUGGCAAUUCAAUUCCAAUCUGGUAACUAAGAGCCACCUGGACCCAUGAAUACCUUUACUGGGUAUAUAUUACACUGAUUAAUAGUGCUCAGCUAAGCCUGCCAUGUGGAAUUGUUUAAAAACCUUGCACUAUGAAGCAUUGGGUUACUUGUGAAUGAAAUGGAGAAAAAAACAAUGCCUUGAAAAGUGUCUAGAAUAGUAUUGGAAUGAAUUUGUUCAAACAGAUUAUAUUUAUUUAAUAUUCUUAACAUUCCAUGUGUAUGUACCUGAAUGUACACAUUUCAAAUCAUUAUUUAUCUUUUCACUGUUAAUCUAACAUUAAUUACAGUCUAUAAAAUAAGUUUGGUAUCAACUACUAAACAGUAAAAAGGGUUGUAUAGUAAAAGUGUCCUUGGGCCCUGGAUCUCACAAACCCACAAAGACCUAAAGUUGACUGUUAAUUUGUUUGUGGUCAUUUGAUUGGGGUCAGCUGUUACUGUGUAUGUGGAUAUGUGAAUAUGUAUAUUCUCGAGCAAUAUGGUAAGGGCCUAAAGCUGGGUCCUGCUUCAUCACCUGAUCUGAGGCGAUGUCUUGAGAAAGACCCUGUGUAAAACCUUUAACAUUCAGCUCAUAUUGUGCCUACUUUCAAUAAUGUUGAAUUAAAUUGUCUUUAUUUUGAAAUACUGUUUGCAAUGCA